AUGUCCGGACAAUAUUCAGGACUGCAAGCUAGACUUAAAGAAAUAAAUCAAUAUGCAGAGUACAUCCCAUGUUCUGGACAUUCUUUAAAUCUAGUAGGUGUCAGAGCAGCAGAAUGCAAUUUACAAAUUACAUCAUUUUUUAGUCUUUUGCAGAAACUGUACGCAUUUUUCUCAUUAUCGACGUAUCGCUGGCAAAAGCUAGUAAAAUCUUUAAAAGAAAAAAAGAUUUUAGAGUCAUUAUCUGAUACGAGGUGGUCAGCACGUGCUGAUGCUGUAAGCACUAUACAUGACAGCCAUUCUGAAGUUUUGGAUACUCUUGACGAUACGUGGUAG
Parnassius mnemosyne (clouded apollo) is the source of this 333-nucleotide messenger RNA. Lineage: Eukaryota; Metazoa; Arthropoda; Insecta; Lepidoptera; Papilionidae. The record is from the annotation of a GenBank genome assembly.